ACCACCGUGAGCGAACUCUCUACCAUCCUUCAACAUGCCUAAAAAAGCGCUUGAUUUGCGUAUUCCGGCGCUCAUUAAGAAUGGUGUGCAAGUGAAACAACGGAGUUUUUUCGUGGUCGUCGGCGACAAGGCCAGAGAUCAGGUUGUAAACUUGCAUUGGCUUCUUUCUCAGUCAAAAGUAGCAUCUAGACCAAGUGUCCUCUGGAUGUACAAGAAGGACUUGUUGGGAUUCACCAGUCAUCGCAAGAAGCGUGAAAAUAAAAUUAAAAAGGAAAUCAAAAGAGGAAUCCGUGAUCCCAACACUGAAGACCCAUUUGAAUUGUUCUGUAGCAUUACAAACAUUCGUUACUGUUACUACAAAGAAUCUGAGAAGAUUCUCGGUACUACUUAUGGAAUGCUUGUUCUUCAGGAUUUCGAAGCAUUGACUCCCAACUUGCUUGCAAGAACAAUUGAAACUGUUGAGGGAGGUGGUAUUGUCGUGUUGCUGUUGAACAAAAUGAAUUCUUUGAAGCAACUGUAUACCAUGAGCAUGGACAUUCAUUCUCGUUACAGAACAGAAGCACAUAAUGAUGUUACUGCUCGUUUCAAUGAGCGCUUCAUUCUCUCUCUUGGCAAAAACCCUAAUUGUCUUGUCGUAGACGACGAAUUGAAUGUUUUGCCCAUUUCCGGAGGCAAAAAUGUAAAAGCUUUACCUCCUGCACUUGAGGAAGAGGAUCCGUCGAAGCAAAAAAUAUUAGAGCUGAAGGAGUCGUUAGAGGGUAACGAGUUGGCCAGCUCAUUGGUUGGUAUCACUAAGACGGUCGAUCAAGCCAGAGCAAUUCUCACUUUUAUCGAGUCAAUUGCUGAAAAGAGCCUGCGUGGUACAGUGUCUCUAACCGCUGGACGUGGUCGUGGUAAAUCUGCCGCUUUGGGUUUGGCUAUAGCCGCUGCUGUUGGUCAUGGUUAUUCCAACAUCUUCAUUACUUCUCCUUCGCCAGAAAACUUGAAGACUCUGUUUGAAUUUGUCUUCAAGGGUUUCGAUGCUUUAAAGUAUGAAGAGCACAUUGAUUAUGACAUUAUUCAAUCCACGAAUCCCGCCUUCAACAAUGCCAUUGUUCGCGUUAAUAUUUUCCGUGAUCACCGCCAAACCAUUCAGUACAUUCGUCCUGAAGAUGCUCAUGUGUUAGGUCAGGCUGAACUUGUCAUCAUUGAUGAGGCUGCUGCCAUUCCCCUUCCUUUGGUUAAGAAGCUUAUCGGUCCUUACCUUGUUUUCAUGGCAUCUACCAUCAAUGGUUAUGAGGGUACCGGUCGUUCUUUGUCUUUGAAGCUCUUACAACAGCUUCGUGAGCAAUCUCGGGCGUUUGUUGAAAAGUCCGGCAGUGAAGGCGCACCAGCUGGACUUGGCGGACGCAAAUUGCGUGAAAUUACCCUUGAAGAGCCCAUUCGUUACGCUACAGGUGAUCCAGUCGAGUCAUGGCUUAACAAGCUUCUGUGUUUGGAUGCCACGAGCGCUCCCAGCCGUUUGGCAAACCAAGGAUUCCCUCACCCUUCUGAGUGUUCUCUUUACCGCGUUAGUCGGGACACUCUCUUUUCCUAUCACCCUGUUUCGGAAGCAUUCCUGCAACGUAUGAUGGCACUUUACGUCGCUAGUCACUAUAAAAAUUCGCCCAAUGACCUGCAGUUGAUGUCUGAUGCUCCUGCCCAUCAAUUAUAUGUUUUACUCCCUCCUGUCAAUCCUAAGAAUCCUCAGCUCCCGGAUCCUAUUUGCGUUAUUCAAAUUGCGCUCGAAGGUGAGAUCUCCCGCGAGUCCGUGUUGAACAGUUUAAGUCGUGGUCAAAGGGCCGGGGGUGAUUUGAUUCCUUGGCUUAUUUCUCAGCAAUUUCAAGACGAGAACUUUGCUUCUCUUGCGGGUGCACGAGUUGUCCGCAUUGCGGUGGCCCCUGAGUACACUAAAAUGGGUUAUGGUACGCGAGCAAUGGAGCUUCUUCACGACCAUUUUGAGGGCAAGUUUAUCAGCAUGUCUGAAGACAAUAAAAGAAUUAAACUCCACGCCGACCGCGUGGACGAUCACGAUUUGGAGAGUAAGAUUUUGCAAACAGAGAAUCUUCAAGUUCGUGAUCAUCGCACUAUGCCCCCUCUUCUUUUGAAGCUUUCUGAAUUGCAGCCCGAGCCUCUCCAUUACAUGGGUGUUUCUUUCGGUAUGACUUCUUCUCUUCUCAAAUUCUGGAAGCGCGGCGGUUACUGUCCCCUCUACUUGCGUCAAACUGCCAAUGAUUUAACGGGAGAACACACUUGUGUUAUGAUACGUCCUUUGGAGGGACGGGAAUCUGAAUGGCUUGGCUAUUUCUCACGUAACUUCUAUCGUCGUUUCCUCAGCUUGUUGAGCUAUCAAUUCCGCGAUUUUACUGCUAUUACAGCAUUGAGCAUCUUGGAUGCUUGCAACAACGGCACCAAGUUUGUUAAAAAGGAACCAGCAAAGUUAACUGAGUCUGAAGUUUCCACACUCUUUGAAACGUAUGACAUGAAGCGUUUGGAGGCCUAUGCCAGUAAUCUUUUGGAUUACCACGUAAUUGUUGACUUGUUGCCAUGUGUUGCAGAGUUAUACUUUAAAGAUCGGUUUGCCGAUACUGUGAAACUUUCUCCAGUGCAACAGUCUGUCUUGCUUGCUCUUGGUCUGCAGAGGAAGAACGUAGAUGAUUUGGAGAAGGAAUUUAAAUUGCCCUCCAAUCAAGUUCUUGCUCUUCUCAUUAAGUUGUUGCGCAAGGUGGUCAACCAUCUUGAUUCUGUCGAGGAGCAGGCCAUUGAAGCAGAGAUGAACGACUCAUCUGCUCAACAAAAGCCAGAAAGCAAGGUGCCUGAAUUCAAGCCUUUGCAACAAAAUCUUGAUGAGGAGCUCGAAGAAGGUGCAGAUGAAGCUCUUUUGCAGCUUAGAGAAAAGCAGCGUGAACUGAUUAAUGCUGUCGACCUCGAAAAGUACUCCAUUCGUGGAGAUGAGAAACAGUGGUCUGCUGCUGAGAAGCAAAUCAACAAAACCAGCGGCAAAGGUGCAACUGUCGUGAGCGUAAAGGGAGAAAAGCGCACAAAAGAUCGUUCUGAAGGAACUAAGGAUCGUGAUUCAAAGCGCAGCUCUCAUAAAAAGUUAAAGAAGUCUAGAAAGUAGGAUGGUAGUUGUGGGUUAUUGAUUAUUGCAUUUCGUUUUUUUGGACUUUUGGAUAGAAAUAUUUACAGUAUUUCCACUGUGCUAAUAGCCAUUCCUUUAGUGGUUCUUGUUUUUCUGUAAUUGACUUUGUUUAAAUUUAAAUUGUAAUUGUGUCCUAUAGAGUUAUGGUUCAAUGAAUAUGAAAACACAUC
This is a messenger RNA of Schizosaccharomyces japonicus yFS275, 3330 nucleotides long. Its product is annotated as N-acetyltransferase Nat10. Gene Ontology annotation, cellular component: nucleolus; small-subunit processome; preribosome, small subunit precursor. Lineage: Eukaryota; Fungi; Ascomycota; Schizosaccharomycetes; Schizosaccharomycetales; Schizosaccharomycetaceae. Gene Ontology annotation, molecular function: tRNA cytidine N4-acetyltransferase activity; 18S rRNA cytidine N-acetyltransferase activity; N-acetyltransferase activity. The record is from RefSeq and is a predicted model, not a curated record. The transcript is spliced from 3 exons. The coding region runs from base 35 to 3139 and encodes 1034 amino acids. Gene Ontology annotation, biological process: ribosomal small subunit biogenesis; RNA processing; rRNA modification.